UCUGGAGGAGGAAGGCGCUGAGCUCAAACUACGGAAGCUCGGCAGCAGCGUGGCGGCCUUCGGCGGAUUCGAAGUUUCUUAAAAUGGGCCGCCGUUCAUCAGACACUGAAGAAGAGACGAGAAGCAAAAGAAAAAAGAAACAUCGCAGGAGGUCAUCCUCAAGUAGUUCUUCAGAUAGCAGAUCGUACAGCCGUAAGAAAUCGGGAAGAAAGUCAAGGUCAAGAUCUCGAGAUCUUCAGUUUCACUCACAUUCAUAUGAAAAGAGGCGCAGGCAUCGAUCUAGCAGUAGUUCUUCAUAUGGAUCCAAGCGAAAGCACAGCCGAAGCCGAUCAAGAGGUCGAGGAAAAUCAAAUAGGUCUCAGAGAUCAAGAUCAAAGAGCAGAACAAGAAGGUCACACUCGAGGCCUCAUCAGCGUUCCUAUAGCCGAAGUAGCGAAAGGACCAGUCACCGAAGAACUCGAAGCAGAUCUCGCGAUAAAGAAAGACGUAAAGGCAGAGAUAAAGAGAAAGCAAGAGAGAAGGACCGGGUCAGAGGGAAAGAGAAGGACCAACAUCACACCAAGAUAGGGGAUGCUGGAAACAUCAAAACUGGAUUAGAACAUCUGUCUGCUGCUGAACAGGCCAAAGCUAGAUUACAGCUGGUUCUUGAAGCUGCUGCUAAAGCAGAUGAAGCAUUAAAAGCUAAAGAGAGAAGUGAAGAAGCAAAGAAGAAAAAGGAAGAAGACCAAACCAGCCUUGUAGAACAAGUGAAACGAGUGAAAGAAAUUGAAGCAAUCGAAAGUGAUUCCUUUAUUCCACAAGCAUUCAGAUCAAGUAAAGAAGUAAAAAAGGCGACAGAACCUGUUGAAGUAAAGAUUGAACCUGCAGCAGUAGGUGUGACAAAUGCUGGUUUGGUUAGUACUGAAAAAGAAAUAGUGACUACAAGUAUUCCUACUGCUAUCAAGUACCAAGAUGAGAACUCACUAGCCCAUCCCAAUCUGUUUGUUGACAAAGCGGAAGCUGAAGAGAGAUGGUUCCAGAGGCUGAUGGCCCUUCGACAAGAAAGGCUGAUGGGCAGUCCUGUGGCCUGAGCUAAUAGCCCACU
Messenger RNA from Euleptes europaea (tarantolino), 1084 nucleotides. RefSeq names its product arginine and serine rich coiled-coil 1 (gene RSRC1). The coding region runs from base 84 to 1070 and encodes 328 amino acids. NCBI's taxonomy places the organism in Eukaryota, Metazoa, Chordata, Lepidosauria, Squamata, Sphaerodactylidae. Gene Ontology annotation, biological process: alternative mRNA splicing, via spliceosome. The record is from RefSeq and is a predicted model, not a curated record. The transcript is spliced from 10 exons. Gene Ontology annotation, cellular component: cytoplasm; nucleus.